Giardia duodenalis is the source of this 1023-nucleotide messenger RNA. Its product is annotated as Phosphatidyl synthase. The record is from RefSeq and is a predicted model, not a curated record. The transcript has a single exon. Gene Ontology annotation, biological process: glycerophospholipid biosynthetic process. The coding region runs from base 1 to 1023 and encodes 340 amino acids. Gene Ontology annotation, cellular component: mitochondrion. NCBI's taxonomy places the organism in Eukaryota, Fornicata, Diplomonadida, Hexamitidae.
AUGCCCACAGACGUCGCAUUUGCGUUAGACAUGGACGGUGUUCUACGUCGAGACAGGCAUCCCAUACCCGGCGCGAGAGAGGCACUGGACACACUGGAUAAGAAUGGCAUCCCAUACGUCCUUCUUUCCAAUGGCGGCGUUCUUCCAGAACUGCUUGUCCGCGAAGUGGAAGAUAUCCUCGGGUACAAGGUUGCGCCAUCGCAGGUCGUGAAUACUGCAAGCAUGGCACUGGACUACCUCUCUAGUCGCUCCGAGGACACCGUUGUCCUGAUCGUCGGAGCCGCCAAACUGUCCCUCCCAAUUAUAAAGAAGUCCGGGCAUAGGAACUGUGUUUUUACAAUGCAAGUUGUUAGGCGCUUUAACACUGGGAUUAUUCAGGGGUACUGUGACAUCGAAGGUCAAUAUGCCCAGUGGCUCAAGGAGAGCCAAGUGACCGACGCAGACUUCCCUGUGAGCACCUUUGCUGAUGACUUCCCCACUCACGUGGAUGAGGUUUUCUUCUGUAACGAUAGCAAUACUUGGUAUCUCGACAUGCAAGUGGUGUUGGAAGCGCUUCUUCGAAAUGGGUCUGUUUCGGGUGAUGUCUCCAAUGGCUCUCUGCUGCCUCCCAUUUAUGUGGGCAACCCAGACAUAACAUACGGAGGAAGCUACGUUAUUCCACGACUUACUCUUGGAAGCCUUCUGGUUUCGACUUGCGAGGUCUACAAGCAGAUCAGGAACGUGAAUGAUCUAGAAAUUCACUAUUUGGGCAAACCGCAUAGCCCAAUCUUUAAUGAAGCUCACAAGCGGCUCAACUCAGGAACCAUUUAUAUGAUUGGAGACAGCCUUACGUCAGAUGUUACCGGAGCAAACAGGAGGAAAAUGGAUGGGUGGGUGUCUGUUCUUGUCCUCACUGGGCAAGCACACGAAGGAGACCUGAAGGAUAUCAAAAAGGGUGCAGAAAAUAUGCCAAUGAUGGUCUUUUCAGACGUGAAGGAAGCUGUUACCCAAAUACUAUAUCGACACGGUCACCACUUUCAGUAG